This is a messenger RNA of Closterium sp. NIES-67, 2220 nucleotides long. The record is from the annotation of a GenBank genome assembly. NCBI's taxonomy places the organism in Eukaryota, Viridiplantae, Streptophyta, Zygnematophyceae, Desmidiales, Closteriaceae.
UGGUGCACCGCUCAUCAUUGCCCUUCCGCUCGCCGUCAUCUGUGUCAUUGUCUGGCAGGUAGCCGCGGAGCAUUAGCCGCGGAGCAUGCGCCGCAUCCGGCGGCGGCGGGCAGUCUGGGAUGGCGGCGGGGCGGAGAAGCGCGGAUGCGAAGGAGCGGAAAGGAAAUGGCAGGAUGGCGGGAGGGAAGGCAGCAGUAGCGCGUGGGGUAACGGCAAGCGAGGCGGGCGCGUGCUGAGCGCGGUAUUGCUUGCGCUCGUGGGCGGGGUGCUGCAAGGCGGACGCCGGUGGCACGGAGGGGUCCUGGAGCUUGCGAGCGCGGACGACGCGAGUGGCAGCGCGGAGCAGGCGCGCGCCCUGUACAGGUACUGGGAGGGCGCGUACGGCCUCGACCCCUCGUCGCUGCUGCCGCCACCCUCCGUCACUCUACCCCCUGGCGUGCCGCCAGCGCCGCACCUGGAGCAGUGCGCACAGCGGGCGGCAUGGCGGGAGCGCAUGGAGGCGCGGGGGCGCCACGGGGAGGCGCCCGCGUGGACCCGCCCCUCCGCGUGCGGGGGGGUGCCGCAGCCGCCCUGGGUGCGGGGCCCAGAUGCAGCGAAUCUGGCGGGCACGCGCGAGGCGCAGAGGGACAUCUGGGAGGCGCAGUUCCCAGCGUCGUGUGCGGGGCGGCGCCUGGUGCUCGUGCCGUGGCUGAACGUGGCGUCGUUUGGGCUGGGCGCGCAGCUGCACGUGGUGAGCGCCAUCCUGGCGGCGGCGCUGCAGCACAACCGCACGCUCGUCAUGCUGCCGCACUCCAUGGGGCACGCCGACCACAGCGACUGCCAAGCCGUGGGAGCGCGGGGCUCGCUGCAGUGCUAUUUCUUCCCCAUGGUGUCGCCUGAAUGCGAGGCGGCCGCCGUGGCGGCGUACCACAGCGGCGCCAUGGUGAAGUGCGACAACGCGUCCGUGAUCGCGUCACACGCGCCUGUUGUGUUUGGGUGCGGGCCCAAGCUGGGCCAGGACUCCACUAUCGCUAGCCGGUGGGGUGAGGCGUUCAAGGAGCGGCCACUGCUGCAGGAGGUGGAGGGCGCCAUGUACGCACGCAUCGACGACAAGAUCCGCAAGAAGCACUGGUGGCGCGCGCAGUCCAUGCGCUUCAUGCUGCGCUGGCCCUCGCGCCACCUCUGCCACAUGGUCAACCGCCAGCGCCACGCGGCCUUCGGCAUGCAUGUCGCAGCACAGCUCGCAGCGGCCGCCUCGCAUCAGGCAGCCCUGCUGUCCACACUCCUCUCCCUCAACCUCCACACUCAACCGCCUCACGCCGCCUCUCCUUCCUCCACCCCUCUCCCUCCUCCCACUUCCCCCCCCGCCAUCCCACCUGUGCCCACGGCCUUCCCCAGUGUGGUGCUCCCCUCUGCCCUUGACUCGCAUGCGUGGCCGCUCAUGGGGUACGACGGCUGUGACGACGCCACCGCUGCCACCCUUGCCACCGCUGCCACUGCUGCCACUGCUGCCACCGCCACGCUUGCCGCCCCACUCGCCCCUGACCCCACAACUGCCGUGCCUGCGCCCAGCCCUGCGCCCAGCCCUGCGCCCAGCCCUGCGGCAGCACCUGGCAACGCCCCUCCCGCACCUCCUGAGCACUGGAGUGCAGCGGAGGCGGCCGUGCUGGUGGGAGGGCCCGUGUACUUGCCGCGGCCCGUGGUGAGCAUGCACGUGCGGCAGGGCGACAAGGCGAAGGAGAUGCGGCUCUUCUCCUUCUUCACCUUCAUGCACCAAGCCAACCGCCUGCGCCGCCUCGACCCCAACCUCAGCACCGUGUGGCUCAGCACCGAGAUGCAGAGUGUGGUGGAGCAGACGGCACUCUUCCCCGACUGGACCUUCUACUACUCGCACCUGCCGCGCCAGGGUGCACGGCAGGCCAUGGCCAACUAUUCCACUGCCACCGGCCUUGCCAUGGUGGUGGGCGCUAGCUUUGCCAACCUGCUCAUAGCAGCUGAGUGUGACUACUUCGUUGGGACUCUGGGGUCCAACUGGAACCGCCUCAUCAACGAGCUCAAGUCCACUAGUGGCCGCCUCUUUGCCGGCUAUGUGUCACUCAAUUUCGGAGAAUGGUAGCACCUCCAUUCGAGUUCGCUCUUCAUGCAAAUGCGUCAAUGGUAAAUAAGAAAAGCGACUUCAACGGAUGUAUGUUCCAUGCGUUCCUAGACGGGCUGACAUGGUAACCGGGUUGUAACACAUAG